AUGUCACUAGUAUGGGCAUCCCUAAUCACCAAUCUGGACUACCUCCCCGGCCUCCUCACCCUCCACCACUCCCUCUACAACCCAACACCCGACCCCGCAACCUCAACGUCAACCGCGAGCACCAACGACACCGACCCCCGGCCGGAGCAAGGCUCGCGCUACCCAUUCGUGGCCCUGUACACAUCAGCCUUCCCAGCAGAGGGCCUCAAGGCGCUCCAGGCGCGCGGGAUCCCCGCACAAUGGGUGCCAUCGGUCACACCAGCCAGUGCGCGCGAGUACGCGCAGGACCCGCGGUUCGCAGAGACGUGGACGAAGCUGGUGGCGUUCUCGCUGGAGGAAUAUGAUCGCGUGGUGCUGCUGGACGGGGAUAUAUUGGUGCGGCGCAACAUGGAUGAGCUGAUGGAUCUGCCGCUGGACUCGCCGGCGACGCUCGAGUCGGGUGCCGCGCGCCGUGUGUUUGCUGCUGCUCAUGCUUGUGCUUGUAAUCCUAUGAAGAAGCCGCACUAUCCUUCGCACUGGAUCUCCGAAAACUGCGCCUACACCUCCCAACACCCCAUGCCUGACUCCGCGCAGACGGAUGCCCCAUCUCCCGAAACCGGGGUGAGUAUGCUGAACAGCGGGGUCCUGGUGAUAACGCCGUCCGCGCAUAUCUACAACGAGAUCACCGCCGCGCUGCAGGACACCGCGCGCAUCGAGCGGUACGAUUUCCCUGACCAGGAACUGCUGUCGGAGGUAUUCAACGGGCGAUGGGUGGCGAUCCCCUACGUGUACAAUGCGCUGAAGACGCUGCGCUGGCCGACAGUGCACGGCGCCAUCUGGCGGGAUGCCGAGGCGCGCGCGGUGCAUUAUAUCUUUGCCAAGAAGCCGUGGCAUGAGGCGGCGUCGGAGGCGCAGCGGGAUACACUUGAGGAGACGAGUCGGUGGUGGUGGGAGGCUAAUUGGGAGCGGCGGAGGGCUGAGAAGGAGAAGGGGAUUGAAGGAAUUGAGAUUUGA
Messenger RNA from Penicillium alfredii, 993 nucleotides. RefSeq names its product glycosyltransferase family 8 protein. Gene Ontology annotation, molecular function: glycosyltransferase activity. The record is from RefSeq and is a predicted model, not a curated record. Bases 1 to 993 code for a protein of 330 amino acids. NCBI's taxonomy places the organism in Eukaryota, Fungi, Ascomycota, Eurotiomycetes, Eurotiales, Aspergillaceae. The transcript has 2 exons.